Momordica charantia (bitter melon) is the source of this 2040-nucleotide messenger RNA. RefSeq names its product plant-specific TFIIB-related protein (gene PBRP). NCBI's taxonomy places the organism in Eukaryota, Viridiplantae, Streptophyta, Magnoliopsida, Cucurbitales, Cucurbitaceae. Gene Ontology annotation, molecular function: TBP-class protein binding. Gene Ontology annotation, cellular component: nucleus; transcription preinitiation complex. Gene Ontology annotation, biological process: DNA-templated transcription initiation; transcription preinitiation complex assembly. The record is from RefSeq and is a predicted model, not a curated record.
UUUAACCUAAGAAUCAUAUCAAAAACGCAGGCGAUGCACUUGGCUCCCUCGAAUCGGAUUGAGAUUAUACGAUCACUCGCUACCAAACAGACGCGCGCUGAAACGUUGGCAGCACUGUGACAACAAUGAAGUGCCCGUACUGUUCGGCGGCGCAGGGGCGGUGCGCCACCUCGAGCUCCGGCAAGUCCAUCACGGAGUGCAUUUCCUGCGGCCGUGUGGUCGAAGAGCGCCAAUUCCAGCCCCACCAUCUCUUCCAGCUUCGCGCUCAAGAUAACCCCCUUUCCCUCGUCACCUCCGACCUACCAACCCCUCCGCUCCACCACCAGCACGAUCAAGCUCUGGAUCCUUUCGAGCCCACAGGCUUCGUUACGGCCUUCUCCACAUGGUCCUUGGAGCACAGUCCCCUCUUCCUCCGCUCCUGCUUCUCCUUCUCCGGCCACCUCGCGGAGCUCGAGCGCACCCUAGAGUCUACUUCGUCAUCUAAUUUGCCGUCUUCAUCCACGGUUGUGGUGGAUAAUCUUAGGGCUUAUAUGCAGAUUAUCGAUGUGGCUUCUCUUUUGGGGCUGGAUUACUAUAUUUCCGAGCACGCGUUUAAGUUGUUUAGGGACUGUUGCUCCGCUACUUGUUUAAGGAACCGGAGCGUCGAGGCGCUUGCCACUGCUGCCCUUGUUCAGGCUAUUAGGGAGGCGCAGGAGCCCCGAACCCUUCAGGAAAUCUCCAUUGCGGCCAAUGUACCCCAAAAAGAGAUAGGAAAGUAUAUCAAGAUUUUGGGAGAAGCUCUGCAAUUAAGUCAGCCCAUCAAUAGCAAUUCCAUAUCAGUCCAUAUGCCAAGGUUCUGCACGCUUCUCCAACUCAAUAAAUCUGCUCAGGAACUGGCAACUCAUAUUGGGGAAGUUGUCAUCAACAAAUGCUUCUGCACUCGCAGGAAUCCCAUUAGCAUCUCUGCUGCCGCUAUAUAUUUGGCUUGCCAAUUAGAAGACAAGCGGAAGACGCAAGCAGAAAUUUGUAAGGUUACAGGUCUCACUGAAGUUACCCUCCGGAAAGUCUACAAAGAGCUACUAGAAAAUUGGGACGAUUUGCUUCCAUCUAAUUACACUCCUGCGGUUCCUCCUGAAAGGGCAUUUCCAACUACUGUAAUUGCUUCAGGCCGUUCUUCAGCUCCUAAAGUUGAUGCAUUUGAAGGGACUUCGUUAGAUAAGGACAAAGAGACUAAACCAAAUAUUAUACCCAUCGAGAUCUCCGACAUGGGUCAUCCAUCCAGAGUCAAAGAAGAUAGUGAGAGUAAAUUUGUAUCCCGUGGGAUGUAUAACCCCGUGACCAACAGGUCAACAACUUUUUGUCAACCACAUCCUGCUAAAGGGACUUCUGUUGCAAGUACUGCUGGAAAGAAGAGUCAAAGCGAUAACCAGGGAAUGGAUAUUGUUAAGGAGCACUCCAACAGCUAACAGUAAGAGCAGAAGGUGUAUGAAGCAUGGAUGCUCCACACCACAGUCACCAACAUUGCCAUCGGAUUCCUGUAUCAUGUUCAACUAGCAAGUAACAAAUUUUAACUAGCCGUUUAUGCUAUAGUGGUUCAACGGAAUGAAAUGGUGUCCAAAUGGAAGAAAAAUGAUGCUAGAGAUAGAUACAUAGUAGUAUUCUGGUACGAAGCAAACAUUUCCUUGCUUUUGUAUGGGAGAACGACCCUCUCGUUAAAGCACAUAGUACUAAGUUCCAUGUAUAAGGCCACGUCAACUCCAUUAUGAAGGAGAAUUCACUGUUUCCGACAGGAUUAAGGUACGCAUAACUAAUUACUCCCAUACCAAGUUUUAGUUUAAAACUCUCAUCACACACUUUGAUUAUUGCCUUUUACAUGUCUGAACUACCAAACUAUGUAAAAGUUGGUCAGGGGACUGUAUAAGUUGUAAGGAGGAGAGUCUUAGGGGCAUGUCUAAUUAGUGUAGGAAUUUCAGUGCAGGGUAGGCUUUUUGUAUGCGUUCGGGCUCUUUUGACUCAUCUAUCUAAUAUAUCCCAAGGGAGAUGCCUACAUAAUUAUUUAAA